Molecule: messenger RNA, 1193 nt
Organism: Manduca sexta (tobacco hornworm)
Lineage: Eukaryota; Metazoa; Arthropoda; Insecta; Lepidoptera; Sphingidae
Product: zinc carboxypeptidase A 1
Exons: 6
Coding region: 77-1174 (365 amino acids)
Biological process (GO): proteolysis
Molecular function (GO): metallocarboxypeptidase activity; zinc ion binding
Source: RefSeq, a predicted model, not a curated record
UUCAAAGUUAAUGUAAAUUUUAUUGCUGAAGUUUUAUUAUAUAGCUACGAAUGGUUGUUAGAGUAUUGAACACAACAUGAAAUUUUGUUUCAAGUUGUGUUUUACAAUUUUAUACUCAGUAUUUUCGAUAAGCAGCUCUUCAAGAUGUGGGUGCAAAAAAAUGAGACACUGCUACAGAGACAUGCUGGAUACUUUAUUAGAUAGAGAAGAGGCCGCAUGCAUAGAAGAUGCGGCAAUUGGAACCAGCACGAUUACAGUAUUCUUGAAGGCCUUGAAAAAAUAUUGCGGUGAACAUAUCGAAGUAAAUAAUGAAUAUGUUACUUAUGAAGGAAGGCAUCUUUACGAGGUGGUCCUGAAAAGCAAUAAAGAAAGUGCAAGGCAGGAAGAUCAGAAGCCAGUGCUGGUGUUGGAAGCGGGUCAGCAGGGCGGCACCGAGCCAGUGAUGCUGGCUCUCUACGUGAUUGAACAACUCGUCGCUUGCCAGGAGUACAACGAAUUGAUUGACAAAGUGCGCUGGGUGAUACUGCCGUGUACCAACCCCGACGGCCAGGAGUAUGCGAGAUUUAACCACAUGCUCUGGAAGAAGAACUUAAGACCAUCAGAUGACCGUCUUAGUUUCGGCGUAGACAUCUCUCGAAAUUUCGACACACAAUGGGGCUCGUGUCCACGAGUCGACAGCGGAUUUUCGCAAAUAUUUCCCGGACUAGCACCCGCGUCCGAAAACGAAACUGUAUUUAUCAAGAACGUAUUAUCGAAAUACAAGAAAGACGCGAAAGUAUACGCAUCAAUAAAACGGGACGGACAUUCAAUUGGCUACCCUUAUGGGUACAUGAAAUCCAACGCGCCCAAUAAUGUGUUACUUAUAAAAGUGUCCGGCGAAGUUGCGUCUAAAGUAAAUCAGAGGACCGGCGGCGUCCAUUUGUUCCUCAACAACAGCAUAUACGAGCUGGAAGGCAAGCCGUAUUGCGGGCACAGCGUCGACUACGCUUAUGAUCUCGGCAUACCAUUGUCGUUCGACAUGCGAGUGUUCCUCGGGAACGAUAACCGCAUCAUGACAAAGUUUCAAACACUGCCCCGCGGCUACGAGACCUCGCUCAGAAACGGAUACUUCAGUGCCAUCAGGGAACUUUACAACGCAAUCAUAAACGAGAAGAAAUACGGCAGGAUAUACUAAUAAACGUUUUAGCUAAUAA